AUGACCACCCGGUUGCUGCAGUGGCUCUCCAAGCAUCUCGUCCGGAGCCAAACACCCGUCAUCGAGCUGUUUGCGACCCAAAAGCCCAAGAUCCAGAGAUCCGACAGAGAGUGGCUCCAGUAUGCUCGCACCCAGCCACUUAUCUAUGUUCAGGGAUCAGCGUCGCCUGUCGCCGUUCAUCUGCUCGGCCUGUCGAAAUAUUCCAUCUUUAGCGACAGAUCUGCCAUCCAAGACUGCGUCAGGAGCAUUGCUCCGUCGAUCGUCAUCUUCGCUCCGGAAUACAAGCAACGGCAGACUGCCGAAGGGCUCAAGACCCAGCUUGCUUUGCUCUCGCGCCUGCCUGAGCGUCCUGCGGAUGUGAUCCAGCACACGAACACCGGGCCUGGCCAGUCGCUCAAGACUCGCCUGGACUCGAAUACCUUCCGAAUGCUCUCUGUGCAUGGAAUCAGACUGGGAAUGGACUCUAUGAUUGCCGUCAACGAAGCCCUCACGCAGAAUGCAGUCUAUCGGCAAGUGGCGAUCGAGCCACUGAUGUGCUCUGUUCCGGCAGAAGCAGGCGCCCUCCGCAAGGUCUCUCGCUCGUUGAUCCAGAAGGCAGCCAGCGAAGGCGGGCCGGCCUUCUUCCUCAAGUUCGCUGCCAACUUGCGGCUGGGCGACGAAGCCUCGAAAAAGCUGCAGCUGUCGCUCCUCGAUCAAAUCUUUGCCCCGAGGGUCACGUUUGACCAGAUGCAGCUGGUCCAGCGCUGGUGUCCGAUCUACUACCAAGGCUUGGUCGGCGACGGGACCCUGGCUGUCGUCGAUGCAGUUACAAAAGCUGCCAAGGAGCUGCAGACCAGCCUCCGACAGCAGCCCACGCCGAACCCUCGCAUUCUUGUGGUGACCUUCCGCAACAACGUCUAUGGCAUCCAGAAGGAUCCCUCCUCCUUCCAAAUUGACGACUGA
This is a messenger RNA of Polychytrium aggregatum, 942 nucleotides long. RefSeq lists its product as uncharacterized. NCBI's taxonomy places the organism in Eukaryota, Fungi, Chytridiomycota, Chytridiomycetes, Polychytriales. The transcript is spliced from 2 exons. The coding region runs from base 1 to 942 and encodes 313 amino acids. The record is from RefSeq and is a predicted model, not a curated record.